UGCGUGGCGGUCCAUUGUACUGUACUAAAAAAGUAGAUCUUUUGCUGGACUCAAGAAUUUUGAGAGAUAUGGGGACUCCAGGUGUGGAAUUGGAUAAAUACGGCUUUCUAGUAUCAAAGUCAGAUGACGAUUACCGCCAGCACAAAUACCCCAAGGAAGAGCCCAAAGUUUCUGAAUUUAAAUGGGAGAAGAUGCUGAAUAACUUGCAAUCUGGAAAUGGACUGGAAUCAUCACAAAAGCUCUACAGGUAUAUUGGGAGUGGAAUCCCUAAUGCCAUGCGAGGAAGAUUAUGGGCGAUGGUGGUAGAGUCGGAGAAGAUGAAAGAGAAUAGUCAGUUUGAAUAUCAAGAUGAAAAACAAAAGAUCUCAAGGUGGUUGGAUCAAUGUGGACUAAAGAGCUAUGCUGACAACGAAACGUUGCAUAUGUUGAGUGAUGUUGAAAAUAUUUCUGUAUCAGGAAGCAGUCCAGAAAUGAACCAAUUGUCAGCAUAUCGUCAAAUCUUACUUGAUGUUGGUCGAAGUUUUCCUAACCACAAUCAGUUUGCUGGAAAUGAAGGAAAAGCUGGUCGAUCUAGUCUUUUUUUCAUUCUGUCUGCUUAUGUUUCAUACAAUCAGUCAGUUGGAUAUUGUCAAGGCAUGUCAUUUGUUGCUGGUGUUAUACUGAUGCAUUUAGAUGAAGAGGAUGCUUUUUGGGUAAUGACUUCUCUAUUUGAGAGAAAGAAAUACCUUCUUGGAUAUUUUUCACCAACCCUUGCAAAGAUCAAAAGUCAUGCUGAAGUGUUUCAGCAGCUUCUGAAUGACAGAAGUGGCACGUUAGCGAAGCAUUUGACUUCUCUUGGAGUUUAUCCACUGAUGUAUGUCACUCAAUGGUUUCUCAGUUUAUUUACGUCUCUUCCAUGUUGGGAUACUGUGUUGAUGAUUUGGGAUUAUUUUAUGGUUGAGGGAGUGACAUGCGUAUUUCGUAUUGCUCUUUCUCUCGUUCAGCUAUUGUCAGAUCGUUUACUUGCUACAGAGGAUAUGAGUGUGGCCAUUUUGUUAUUUAAACGGUUUCCUCAUGACAUUUGCACUCGUCAGGUACUCGCUACAACCAUGACAUCUGUGACGGUGCACGAUUGGGAGAUUAAUGGUCUGUUGGACAAAACUGAAAAAAUUGCUUCAUACUUACCAGCAAAUACUGCAUACAUCAGGAGAGGAGUUAAACGAAGUCGUGACAGCUCUAUGUGUGUCCAAACCAGUGAACCAAGCAGCAAGCAACAACGUCCAGUCAAAGAAAGAUCAAAAAAACAACAGCAACGUGUGAAACGUCAACGUCAUAGUGCGAAAUCGGUUGGCAAACCAAGGCUAUUGCAAGCAGGAGAGGGUGAGGAAAUUGAGAUGACUCCAUUGUCUAUUAAGAGUAAGUCAACAAUAUGCUGCAGCUCUUCAGUGUGCAGUCCACAACUGCACGAUGAUACAUGUGCAUUGUUUGUGAAGUCCUUCAAUACACCCACACCACUGCGCCACUCUCAACGAUUGCGUAGUCAGUCUGGUCAGCAAGUCCUAAGUUCAUCACCGCUUUCUUGUCACGAGAUGAAGAAGAUCAGCAGUGAAUCUUCAGAUUUACAAUUGUGCUGAGCAUUGUUGAAAGUACACAGAUAUGUAAACAAGGGUUGAGAUUUGUUUGCUUCAUAUGUGUGGAAUAUCAACAAGACAUUACAUUUGUUAAUAACAUACUAUGUUAUCAAGACGUUAAUUGAUAGUUCACAUUUUGCGGUAAACAUAAAAUGUGUAUUUGUGCUGUAUUGCUGAAUGGCUAGUUCUGCACAUAGUUUGUAUUCGAACUUUCUUAAUUAGAUUUAUUAUUGAGCAAACUGGGUUGAAA
Molecule: messenger RNA, 1860 nt
Organism: Corticium candelabrum
Lineage: Eukaryota; Metazoa; Porifera; Homoscleromorpha; Homosclerophorida; Plakinidae
Product: carabin-like
Exons: 18
Coding region: 69-1613 (514 amino acids)
Source: RefSeq, a predicted model, not a curated record